Arabidopsis lyrata subsp. lyrata is the source of this 2335-nucleotide messenger RNA. Its product is annotated as putative RING-H2 finger protein ATL61. The record is from RefSeq and is a predicted model, not a curated record. NCBI's taxonomy places the organism in Eukaryota, Viridiplantae, Streptophyta, Magnoliopsida, Brassicales, Brassicaceae.
AGCAUUUUAAUUAUUAAACUUUGAAGGAAUGUAAUGUAAUAAAAAAAGAAAAAAAAAUCUUUUUAAACAGCCUGACCCACGUUUGUCACACCCACGUUUCUUUUUCUCAGAGACAAACAAAAGCCCUUUUUGAUCUUUUCUAAAAUCCACUAAUAUUUCUAUCUCACAAUUCUAUAUCUCACAAACUGGUCCCACCGUACUACUUCUACAAUUAUGAAUAGUAACCGUACUACUUCUACAAUUAUGUUUUAGAAACGUACUAGUUUCCAAACAAACCCUUAUUAUAAAUACCUAAACAAAUUAAUUAGGAUUGGAAGCUAAGAGCUUUUUCUACGUACGAACUGUGUUUUUUGUUCCUUGCUUUCUCUUUACAGAGAUUUUGACCUUCUUCAAUAGGUUUUAUAGAAGAUGAAAGAAUCAGAUGCCGUCAAUCUAAUACAUCUCGGAAUAAAUAUUGGCUUCGCUUUGUUUUUCUUUAGGAUUUCGUCCGUGGUAGUGAGUUGUCUUAUUAAAUGUUAUAGUUAUACUCAUGAUGAUGAUCAUCAUGAUCCUGAUCAUGACAACAACAACAACGAUGAUCAUGUCAGCAUCACCAUCAGGCAAUGUGUAGGAAUAAAGCCGUAUGUUCUCCGAUCGAUCCCUAUCAUAGACUUCAACUCCAAAGACUUCAAAGACGACGUCCUCGAAUGCGUCGUUUGUCUCUCGGAGCUAGCCGACAGAGACAAAGCUAGGGUUUUGCCGAGCUGCGAUCACUUGUUUCACGUUGAAUGUAUCGACUCGUGGCUUCAAUCAAACUCCACUUGUCCUAUAUGUAGAAAGAGAGUUUGUUUGAAGCAGUCACGAAUGUGACCGGAACUUGGCGGCGGCGACCAGAGUUUGACCCAAAAUCACGACCCGACAUCAGAACAUCAUGAUGAGUUUCCGACAGGUGUUCCGACGAACACAGACACGAUUAUUGAAGAUGGUGGUUGCGGCGAAGUAAACGAAGGCCAACCAGAUUUAACGGCGGUUGUGAUAGACAUUCCGGCGAAAGAGAUAAAUCAGGCCCAUGUUAGUCAUUUUAGGCCCAUUAUAUGUGAAGAUACUAUACUGUCCAUGUAUUUAACUAGUAAGCUACCGUGACUUUUUUUUUGUGCGCAAAUUUUAUGAAUCUUAAGAUUCUUCUUCACUAUAGUAUUUUUUAUUUUUAACGUCAAAGUCUUAACUAUAUAGUCCAAACGUGAUAUUUCAACUUGCAAGAAAGAUACGAAUGAAUGAUACUGUGAAUGUCGCGGUGAAUGUUUUUUUUUGUUGAUGAUAUAACUAUUUUUGUAGUAACUUUUCUUAGAAACAAUUACAUUUCCCAACGCUCUCUACUGACACAAUUUAAAUAGAUAAACUGUGUAUGUGCAGCAGCACGUUCAAAGCGUGACGACAAACAAAUCUAUCAACCAAACAAUGUGACCUCUAUAAAGAAUAAAUAAUUGGCAGACUCGUAAUUGUUGGAAGGUUGGAAUAGGAUUAGAGGUUUUAUUGCAACAGACAAAUUUUCAUAAAAGUAGUGUGGUAAUAGGUAUCUUCAUAAAAUUAAUUGUGGGAAUGUAAAUUUUGUUUUCUACUAUUAUUCACUAAAUAUUAAAUGCUAAAACAACUUGAUACAUCAAAGGAUUUAUUUUCAUUAUUGCAAAAAUGUUUAAACUGCCCUCAAAUUUUGAGAAGUCUUAAUCUAGCUUUGGAAAAAUAAACGCCCUCACUGUAAUUAACUUAAAUACGAAUUAUGAUAUUAUUUGUAAAGUUAAGGUAUUUGAUCAUGAUAGUUUCUCUAUUUUUACUUUUUUUUUUUUUAAAAGUCGAGAGUAUAAAUUAGUAUCACUGCAUCGGAUGCCCUGUAUUGCAACUUGUUGAUGGAAAAGAUUAUGCAUGUUGUUGCUGUCAACAAAAGAGAUUAUGCAAGUUGUUAUGUUUUAUUUCUUUUAAUAUACUCGUUACGAUUUAUCACUAUUUUUAUUGAAAAAAAGUUCCCAGGCUUAAAUUUAGUUACUUUAGAUAAUGAAAGAUUAAUGAUAAAGAAGGAAUCAAAAUAUUCACAUGAUUAUAACAUCAACUUUUUAUAUAUAUAAAAGAGUAGAAAAGAUCGCCAAAAAAAAUGAGAAAAUUAAAAAGAAAGCAUGUGAUGAUUACGAGUUUACUGUAUGCUUUUCUAAACUAGGGAACAAAAACUUCAUUCAUAAAUAUCUAUAGCAUUUUAUCCUAUAUACAAUUCAUAAUGCUAUAGUUUCUUUGUACCAAAGACCCAAGAAAAAUAGUCAUUCUCCUGUAUCCGAUGCUUGGAUUUAGGAUACAAUCUAUUCCUUCC